UUGACGUUUGCUCAAAGCUGUGACAACUAUCUCAUCUGCCAGAAUAACCUGAACAAUGCCUUGAAUCUUACCAAUCCGCAGCCAUGGUUCUAUCCAGAAGAGUUCAGGCACAAGGUUGAGCAGUACUAUCAGAAUCAAGGAGCUCUUGGACUACGGACUGUUUGCAAGGCAUUCCGACAGUUCAAGGGAUGCAUGGGACCAGAAUACUCACAGUGCAUUAAUGCUGGCUACUUUGUAACUGCUUCAGUUCCAAUUUUCGAAUCCUAUCAGUUCGUCAGCAUUUUCAAUCAAAUGCACUACGUGUGUGGAGGAGGAUUUCAGAUUUAUAUGAAUAAUGACGAUUGCAUGUCGAAGGCUUGGAGUGGUACCACUGGAGAUCAAUUGAACGCCUGUCGGUAUAAAUUCGAAAAAGGCAGCGAUGCAAACCCGAAUGAAGUUCAAGCUGUUAAUUACAUGGCCAAUACUUAUUUAUCGUGUUUCGAAGAUCAGUUCAAGGAAGUUUGCGGUCUAGACUCCCGUGAUUCACAAUUCUGGGGCUGUGAAUACGCUCGUGUCAAUGUGUUCACUCGAUUCCCUCAGAGUAGCGUGGACUGCGUCUGUAAGUUUACCUAA
Molecule: messenger RNA, 612 nt
Organism: Haemonchus placei
Lineage: Eukaryota; Metazoa; Nematoda; Chromadorea; Rhabditida; Trichostrongylidae
Source: the annotation of a GenBank genome assembly